Molecule: messenger RNA, 2243 nt
Organism: Humulus lupulus (European hop)
Lineage: Eukaryota; Viridiplantae; Streptophyta; Magnoliopsida; Rosales; Cannabaceae
Product: probable rhamnogalacturonate lyase B
Exons: 15
Coding region: 163-2100 (645 amino acids)
Biological process (GO): carbohydrate metabolic process
Molecular function (GO): catalytic activity; carbohydrate binding
Source: RefSeq, a predicted model, not a curated record
AUAUCAUUAUAUAUGUUUGUUACAUUGUAAAUGCUGAAGAUUCAACAAGUAUAGUGCUUUUCAAGAAUUUGAGGAAUUAAAUGAGUUUAUAUUAAAAUUAAUAUACGAUUCUUUAGUUGUAGACAGUUUAUUAAGAACUGUAAUAAGCCAUAUAUAUAAUAUAUGGCACCUCUUGGAGUGAAGUUGUACGUAGAAGAUAAGCAUGUGAUGAUGGACAAUGGGAUAGUACAAGUUACACUGUCAAACCCAGAUGGAAUCGUUACUGGAAUUCGAUAUAAUGGCAUAGACAAUUUGCUUGAAGUUCGUAACGACGAAUCCAAUAGAGGGUACUGGGACCUGGUCUGGAACUCACCGACCACUGGUAUCGCAACUGGAAUAUUUGAAGUGAUAAGGGGUACGAAUUUCAGUGUAAUUGUAGAAAAUGAGGAACAAGUGGAAAUUUCUUUCAGUAGAACUUGGGAUUCGUCAAUGCAGGGCAUGCUUGCGCCCUUAAAUAUUGAUAAGAGGUUCAUACUGCUACGAGGUUCAUCCGGAUUUUACUCGUAUGCGAUUUACGAACACUCGAAGGAAUGGCCUGGUUUCAACCUUGGUGAAACAAGAAUUGCAUUCAAGCUCAGAAAAGACAAGUUUCACUACAUGGCCGUAGCAGACAACAGGCAAAGAAACAUGCCCCUGCCUGAUGACCGGAUACCACCUAGAGGCCAAGCCCUGGCUUAUCCAGAGGCUGUUUUGCUUCUCAAUCCCAUCGAGCCUGAAUUGAAAGGAGAGGUUGAUGACAAAUAUCAGUAUUCAUGUGAGAACAAGGAUAUCAAGGUCCACGGGUGGAUUGCCAAGGAAUCUAAUGUGGGCUUUUGGCUUAUCACACCAAGCUAUGAGUACCGAUCUGGUGGGCCCCUCAAACAAAACCUCACUUCUCAUGUCGGCCCAACUGCUCUUGCGGUAUUUCUAAGUGCUCAUUAUACGGGAGAUGAUUUGGUGCCAACAUUUGAAGAAGGAGAGCAGUGGAAGAAGGUUUUCGGUCCUGUUUUUAUCUAUGUUAACUCUUUAUUUGAUGGAAGCGACCCUCUUCAAUUGUGGGAGGACGCUAAAAUACAGUUGAUGAUAGAAGAGCAGAGCUGGCCCUAUAGUUUCCCAGCUUCGGAAGAUUACCCCAAGUCACUAAAACGUGGUAAUGUUAGUGGAAGAUUACUUGUAAAAGACAGAUAUAUUAACAGUGACUACAUUUGGGCAAAUGGGGCAUAUGUGGGGUUGGCUCCACCAGGAGAGGUUGGAUCGUGGCAACGAGAGUGCAAGGAUUACCAAUUCUGGAGCAGAGCAGAUGAAAAUGGCUACUUCUCCAUCGAUGAUGUUCGUGAAGGCGACUAUAACCUAUACGCAUGGGUCCCUGGUUUCAUUGGAGAUUAUCGUUAUGAUAUCGUCCUUACCAUAACCUCUGGUUGCUAUAUUGAGAUGGGGGAUUUAGUAUAUGAGCCUCCAAGAAAUGGACCAACAUUGUGGGAAAUUGGCAUUCCUGACCGCUCUGCUGCAGAGUUUUAUGUUCCUGAUCCUAAUCCAAACUUCGUCAACAAACUUUAUGUCAAUCAUCCUGAUAAGUUUAGACAAUAUGGACUUUGGGAAAGAUAUGCUCAACUUUAUCCUGAUAACGAUUUGGUUUACACUAUUGGUCAAAGUGACUACACCAAAGAUUGGUAUUUUGCUCAGGUUACCAGGAAGAAAGAAGGUAGUAAAGCAUCAUAUCAAGGUACUACUUGGCAAAUCCAAUUCAAGCUCGAUGAAGUAGACAAGAGCACUACCUAUAAGCUAAGAAUAGCAUUGGCAUCAUCUACUCUUUCUGAAUUACAGGUUCGAGUAAACGAUCCAAAGCUGGGAAAUCCUCUGUUUUCAAGUGGAUUAAUAGGAAGAGACAAUUCAAUUGCUAGACAUGGAAUCCACGGCCUUUACUGGCUGUACCAUGUGAGCGUACCAGCAACUAGGCUUGUUCAAGGAGAUAAUACAAUCUUUUUAACACAGCCAAGAAGCACAGCUCCAUUUCAGGGGAUUAUGUAUGAUUAUAUUCGCUUAGAAGGGCCCCCUUCUCCUUCUCCAUCUCCACCUUCAUAGUUAAUAAUGCUCUAUUAUUAUUUUGUGUAACUUUUGUUAUGGCCAUAUCUUGUUUUCCUGGAGAAUUAUAUAUUUAUAUACUUUAGUGGGGAAAAUUGUAUGACUUCUUUUUAAUUAUAUUGAAAUCCUUCUUUACUAGUAAA